CACAGUUCCCAGUGAGCUUCACAUUCGGUAGUACAUUCAACAAAUCAAAAUGAAACUGUUUGUCAUCGCCGCUUGCAUCGCAGUCGCCUCAGCCGGCCGUCUGGAACACCUCGAGCGUUCCUACCUUCCACCAGACAGCCCCAACUCGCUUUCCGGAGGUUUUAACUCCAAUAGCGGCUCCCAAAAUGGAUUUGGUUCUGGACAUUUAGGAUCCAGCACUCGGGGAUCCCAGGGUUUCAACCAGGACUCGAACGGUUUUGGCCACGGUGGAUCUUCUUUCAACGAUGGCUUCGAUAGCCAGGGAUCCAAUGGCUUUGGGUCACACGGGGGGUCUAAUGGACUAGCCGCGCAUACGCAUGGAACCGGUUUCAAUUCCAACCAAGGUUUUGGCUCCAAUGGUUUCGGCUCUAAUGGCGCUUUGAAUGCCGCUGACUUGAAGCAAUACCUGCCCCCUGACCAGCCCUCAUCUGGUUCUAUCCGUGGAUUCUCUGGAUCUUCCAUCAAACCUGCCUGCUCCACCUGCGGUUUCGCUCGCCAGCAGUACUCCCAGAACCAGUAUAACUCCCAAGUCCCCAGCACCCAAUACGGUCAGCCACAGUUCGGAGCUCUCUCUCAGAGCGGCAACGGUUUUGGAUCAGCACCUCGCAGCUCCUUCGAAGCUAACCGUCAGUACUUGGCGCCCAAAGCCCAGGACAUUCCCCAGCAACCCUUCGACGAGCAGACCGGCUACCAUUACUAAUGUGUUUCGGGAGAAUUGUGUUCAUUAUCAAUUAAAUGAUUGAAUUUUA
Molecule: messenger RNA, 788 nt
Organism: Zerene cesonia (dogface butterfly)
Lineage: Eukaryota; Metazoa; Arthropoda; Insecta; Lepidoptera; Pieridae
Product: pupal cuticle protein 36-like
Exons: 3
Coding region: 50-739 (229 amino acids)
Source: RefSeq, a predicted model, not a curated record